Molecule: messenger RNA, 1800 nt
Organism: Aspergillus bombycis
Lineage: Eukaryota; Fungi; Ascomycota; Eurotiomycetes; Eurotiales; Aspergillaceae
Product: FAD-binding oxidoreductase
Exons: 1
Coding region: 1-1800 (599 amino acids)
Biological process (GO): lipid biosynthetic process
Molecular function (GO): FAD binding; alkylglycerone-phosphate synthase activity
Source: RefSeq, a predicted model, not a curated record
AUGAAACAUCCUCACAUCGCAACGGCGAAACCCGUGAUUUGCCCCGAAAAGCAAUCAACAUCCAGUAGUGAGGAGAGUCCAAAUAGCUGGGGAUUUAGUGAUACCAAAUAUCGCCUGACUCCCGAGGGCGACGUUGAAAUCACCGGUGCUCGUUACAGCUGCAGCGGACAGCACCUCCCAUCGUUGCUGCCAUGGGCCAGGUCGAUCAUUGGCGUGGAGAUCCCCACAGAUGUAAAGCCCAUUGGCUAUCCCCCGCCUAUCCCCACUGCCAUUGGCAAUGCUGGGUUCAGCGAUGCCUUGGGAGGCUGCCUGCGAGACGAUCAGAUCAGCACCGAUGGAGAGGUGAGGCUACGCCAUGGGCAUGGGCAUGCAUUACCGGAGAUGUACAGUGUGAAUGGGAACGGGAUUGAGCGCAUCCCCGACCUGGUUGUCUUCCCAGAGGACACGGGUCAAGUGAAGUGCAUUGUUGAUGCCGCGAGCUGCCACGGUGUGUGCUUGAUUCCAUAUGGCGGCGGUACAAACGUGAGCCUCGCUCUCCAAUGUCCCGCAGACGAGAAACGGUGCAUCGUAUCCGUUGAUAUGAGCCGUAUGAAUCGCAUUCGUUGGGUCGACAUAGUCAACCAUCUGGCGGUCAUCGAAGCUGGGGCCGUGGGACGGGACAUUGCUGCCACCUUGGGCCAGUACGAUUUUAUAUUUGGCCAUGAGCCGGACAGUGUGGAGUUUUCAACGUUGGGGGGCUGGAUCGCAACCAAGGCCAGCGGAAUGAAGAGGAACCGCUAUGGAAAUAUUGAGGACUUGGUGCUGGAAAUAGAAAUGGUCCUGCCAUCAGGGGUAGUCAAUUUGAGCUCUUCCUCCACACCCGCUGCUCCCCGCCAGUCGGUCAGCUUCAAUCCAUGUGCGAUGAUGUUUGGAUCCGAAGGAAAUCUCGGGAUCAUCACUGCAGCGUUGGUCAAGGUGGCUCGAAAGCCUCCGUUGCAACGCCACCAGUCUAUCGUGUUCCCCGAUUUCAACACUGGGCUGCAAUUUAUGUAUGAGGUGACACGGGCAGGGGUACUACCGGCCAGCAUUCGUUUGGUGGAUAAUCUGCAGUUUCAACUCAGCCAGGCAUUAAAGCCAGCGGGCGGCGGCCUCUUCGAGAAACUCAGAAGUGAGAUCCAACGGCUUUACGUGACUCAAGUCAAAGGGUUUGAUACUCAAAACAUGGUCGUAUGCACUCUCGUCUGCGAAGGAUCCCAGCAGGAGGUGCAGGCCCAGGAGCAGACCAUAGGCACCAUCGCCAAUUUCCUGGGUGGCCUCGCAGCUGGAGCCGAAAACGCGCAAAGAGGGUAUGAAAUGACUUUUACCAUCGCCUAUAUUCGAGACUUCUUCAUGGGCCUCAGCAUAUUUGCCGAGUCGUUCGAAACGUCGUGUCCCUGGAGCAAUGCUGCUCAUCUCUGUGAGAAGACCAAGGCACGCGUUGUGCACGAACAUAGAGCCCGUCGGCUUCAAGGAAAUCCCUUCAUAAUAUGCCGUGUCAGCCAGGCCUAUGAGACAGGAGUCACGCUGUAUUUCUACCUAGCUUUGUAUUUGGAGGGAGUGGCGAACCCAGCCGGCGUCUAUGCCGAGAUCGAGGAAGCAGCUCGCGACGAAAUCCUACAAUGUGGGGGUUCGCUGUCGCAUCAUCACGGAGUAGGAAAGGCCAGGAAAAUAUUUUACCCCAGGGUCAUGUCUAGCACAAUGUCACAGUGGAACUGGCAAGUGAAAGAGAGUAUAGACCCUGCGAAUAUUCUCGGAUGCGGAAACAUGCCCCCGAAACAAUAG